AUCCUAUGUGAGUUACACGCACCAAGAAGAAGACUAAAUUUUCAUUAGUUUCAACGACGGAGGAGGUGAAUUAAUUAAACAUUAACGCGGAGAAACGAUACAAAAACACAUAACAUGGAAAAAAGUUCCAAAAUAGGUCAUUGAAAAAAUGCAUUCAAUGUAAGAAAUAAAUUUAAUAAAAAAAAUUUAAAAGUAUUCGUUUGAUUAAAUGUGCACAAUAGAAAACAAGAAAAAUCAUCAAGGAGAGAAGAUAAAAGAAGAGUAACAUGAAUGCCACUCCUUUUGUUUGUGUAUGUGUAAGUGUAAAACGAAACAAAGUAGAAAAAUAAAGGAAGGCACAAAAUUCCAAAGAUAUAAAAAAAAUUACAAGAAAAGCCCUUCGAGAAGUGAUCCGCAGUGAACAAAGGUAGAUAAAUUGCAAAGAAAAAGAUGAUUUUAAGCAAAUAAAAUUUACAACGACAGGCGAUACUUCAGAAAGAAAAAAUUGAUUGUAAAGUAGAAGGCGAGCGAAGUGAUAACAAAGGCGAGCGAAUUUCGUCGGGAGUUCAAAAGUCGUCGGCAGUGAAAAAAAUCGUAGUAGUACUCUGUGUGGUGGUGGUGCAGUUGUGUGUUGGCUGCUAUCGUUGCUACGCUUUUUCUUGCUAAACGACGGAAUUGUUGGUGGUGUUGCUGCUGGAAUUAGCGGCACAGGGAGUACUUGCAUGACUCACACGCCACACAUGCACCCGCAGCAGCAGCAGGAGAAUCAAAACAUUCAAUGAUUCUCAUAUCAGAAGAGCAGUAAAGGAACGAAUUCGCUUUUCAUUCCAAUUGAACCAAAUAGACAAUAAAGUGUCCCACUUUUAUACAUAUAUACACACUUCAACAACAACAACAAUAUUAGUUUAUUGAAUUUAUACACAAUUCUAUAUUCCCGUAUAUACCAUACCAACAACAACAACAGAUACCAAAAUGUCCGGUUUUCAAGGUAUUAAAGGCUGGUUCCGCAAAAAGGAACCCAUUUCCGAAAUUGGUAAUCCCACCAACUUCCAACGACACUUUCAUGUGUCACGUAACGAAGAGACUGGCGUACUAGAGGGUCUGCCCGCACCAUGGGUACGUUUAAUGAAUGCCCAAAUCACACGCGAUGAACAAGAUAAAAAUCCCGAUGCCGCUUACCAGGCUGUUAAGUUCUAUAAUUAUUCCAUUAAGAAGAAAGAGAACGAUGUCAUCUUCAAGCCAUUCAUUACCGAGGAAGCCAUACACGAAGAAUCCAAGGAAAUUGAUAAUUAUGUGAAUUACAAGAACAAACACAAAUCCCAAGACUUGGACAAGUCGGAGGACGAACGGAGCAGUGAUGGCAGUGGUACCAUAAGUGGUUCGAGCACAGCCGGCAGUAGCAGCAACAAUAGUUUUAAUGAUCAACAACACCAAAACAACAUACGUCUGACGGGACUGAAUGACGUGAUCAAAGAGUUGGUAUCCACACUGGACCAGCAACGUGAAACUUUAAAACCCGAUGCCACUGGUGAAUCGCCGCCUCCUCUGCCUGCCAAAAAAACACAAACUUUGCCACCCAAACCUCAGACCAAACCUAAACCCAAGGGCAUAUCGCAUAAACAUUCCAAAGGUUUAGCCGAUUUGAGCAAACUGACCAGCCAAGAUGAUGGUCAUCCAGUCAUUAACACCGACACCAUAAUCAUUAAACCGGCCACUACUGAUGGCGAGGGCGAUGGUGACGAGACCAUUCUCAGACGUUCCAAGGACAAACGUGGCCAAAAAACCGAUUCAGAGAUCUAUGAGGAACUCAGGGCGAUAUGUAAUCUAGAUGAUCCCCGUGAACGUUACAAAACUACCCAGGAAGUGGGUAAAGGCGCUUCGGGCAUCGUCUUCAUAGCCGCUGAUAAGCAAACCGAAAAUCAGGUGGCUGUUAAGACAAUCGACUUAAAGAACCAGUCCUCCAAAGAUCUCAUUUUGACGGAAAUUCGUGUCCUAAAAGAUUUCAAUCAUAAAAAUUUGGUCAAUUUUCUGGAUGCAUAUCUUUUGGAACCUGAGGAUCAUCUGUGGGUCAUUAUGGAGUACAUGGAUGGUGGUCCGCUAACGGAUGUGGUUACCGAGACCGUUAUGAAGGAAAGACAAAUUGCCUGUGUGUGCCGUGAAGUAUUGUAUGCCAUUAGUUUCCUACACUCAAAGGGUAUUAUACACAGAGAUAUUAAAUCCGACAAUGUCCUCUUGGGCAUGGAUGGUUCAGUAAAGGUAACCGAUUUUGGAUUCUGUGCCAACAUUGAGGGCGAUGAGAAACGACAAACAAUGGUUGGCACACCCUAUUGGAUGGCCCCCGAGGUGGUGACGCGUAAGAAGUACGGCAAAAAAGUCGACAUCUGGUCCAUUGGUAUUAUGGCCAUUGAAAUGAUUGAGGGACAGCCGCCCUAUUUGUAUGAGACGCCGCUGAGAGCACUCUAUUUGAUUGCGGCCAACGGUAGGCCAGACAUUAAAAGUUGGGAUAAACUAAGCCCAAAUUUACAAGAUUUCCUUGAUUGCUGUCUGCAAGUUGAGGUCGAUAAGCGAGCAACAGCCGAUGAAUUGCUAAAACAUCCAUUCCUAGAUGAUUGCAGUGAAUUGAAGGCUCUAGUGCCAAAUAUUAAGGCAGCCAAAAAGGUGUUGCGCAAGGGUACAUAGAAAAGGCCUUGUGUGGGUAUCUUUGUACGUGCCUAAUGAAAAAAACCAUGCAAUGUUAUCAUCAAUGGAAAAUUAUUAUGAAAAUGAAAAUCACAAAACAACCGAACUUCACUUCACUACGUUUUUAAAAAAAGUUCAAGGCGUGUGAUAAAUUGCAAACUUGUAAAUAUUUAAAAAGCAAAAAAUAGAAUAGAAUACAGUGCUGCGACUAAUUUUUUAAGUAUAAAGCUACUAAGCCAACGGAAUUCAAUGGUAUUUGACGAAAUGAUAAAUGAGGACGGGACAGACCCUAGUAAAAACUAUCGCAACUACAUUAAUAUAUAACAUAUUCAGACAUAACUAGAUAUACCUAUGAAUAUAUCACGUUCCAUGAUGUAAGGACAUCAAUAAAUCUACAACAAUAACAACCAUACACAAAUUAGAAUGGGGUUAAAACUCUCCAUGUAAAUGCUGCAACAACAUCAUACCUACCUAUUAUUAUCUACAUGGCACCAUCUCUCAUCCAAUAUUGCAGUCGCUGGACGAUUUUUAACAAAAUGUUAUGCGGAUUCAUACUCUUUUUUACAUUUCUUUAUGGAUGUAACGAAAUUUUGAAAUACUUACCUGCCUGCCAAUCAAUCAGAUGACAACGAAUAUCGAUGUGGAAUAAUAUAUUUCAAAAAGCAGCCCCCUCAUGUAUUUUCCAUAACAAGCGGCCGGGCAGAACAACAAUAAAUUAUCACAUCACAAAUUGGUUUUGAUUAAUUUCCUGCUCCUUCUGCUGCUACUCCACCUCCUCCUCCUCUACUCGAUCUAUAAUUUACUAGUACUACCGCUGAUGGCUGGCUAUAUGAUGAUGCUGAUGAUGCUACACACCAAACUGGAGAAGAACAACACCCCACGCAACGUUUUCAAUUAACUAAACAAUAUCAUUCUGAAAAGAGAGAGAAAAAACCAAACAAAAGAAAAAGAAUAACUAAACGAAAACUAGACUCACACAAAAUAAAACUUUACUAUUUUACAACAAAAAAAGCAAAAAAAAAAUGAAUAAAAACGCAAUACAUAUUGUCUUCUGUAGGAAUUUUUCGUAGUGUAGUAAACAAAUAUCAUAAACAAUUUUUUAAACGUACUUUGUGCAUUAUUAUACAACAAAAGAAAAUAUUAAAUAGAAUUACAAAGAAAAAACGAAAACAAAAGCAAAGUAUAAGAAAUACAUUAAUGAAAAUGUGCUAUUUUAUGUAGAAAAAAAAUAAUUAAGUUAUUUUAAUGAAAUGCUGAAAAUGAAAAAAAAAACCUAAAAUAAAAUAAAAUAUUAUUGCUUAUCUUUAUAUAUUACCAAUAACAAAAGAAAAAGAAACAAAAGUUGUAAGAAAACAAAACCCUAUUGCCAAAAUUUUAAUUUUAAAUUUUUAAUUAUUUUUCUGUAAAUUUAUUAAUUUCUUUUUUUAAUUAUAAUAGUUUAUGUAUUAUUAUUAUACAUGUAUGUAAAGUGUAAUGUUAUUAUGACUAAAGAAAAAGCGUAAAAACAACAACCACAACAACAAGAGAAAUGUGAUUCAGGCGAUGAUUUUUUUUAAACAAAGUUUUUUAUGAUAAGUUCUUUUUUUGCAAUCUUUUUUUGAUUUUUGUAUUUAGUUAUGUAGUUAAUUACAGUUAUAUAAAAAACAAUAUCAUUGUGUAAUUUAAAGUUUUCAAAGUAUACAAAAGUGCCAUUAGUUUCCAAAAGUAACAACAUAUUUAUGUAUACAAACAACAUCACACCCAAGAACAACUGAAAACCGUUAAAAAGGAAAUAAUUCGAAAUCGAAAGUCAAGGCAUUUUUGUAAAAAAUUCAUUUGCUAUAGUUUUUGUAUACAUUUUUGUAGUUUUUUGUUUGUCACCUUAUAUAUAUGGCACUAUUUCUGUCCAGUUACCCAGGGCAUAGUUAUAUUAUUUUAUGUAUACACACUACACACACAGAGUCCAUAAAAAUUUCUAUAUAAAAAAAAACGGAUAUAUAAACCAAUCAACCAACAACGACCAGAUUAGUUAUGGUGCCAAAAUAUUCCAAAAAACAAAAGAAAACCCAAACCCGUAAAUGAAGAUAUAAUAGCAUAUAAAUACAGUUUUUUCCGAUUAUAUAGAGAAAUGUUUUUAUUUAUACCUUGUGAAAUAUUUUGUUCUAUAUAUAAUGCAAAUAUAUAGAAUAUGAGCAUCAUAUUUGCGCACAAUAAAAAUCAUUUAUUUUUUUGUAA
This is a messenger RNA of Musca domestica (house fly), 4872 nucleotides long. RefSeq names its product serine/threonine-protein kinase PAK 2 (gene Pak3). Gene Ontology annotation, molecular function: ATP binding; protein serine/threonine kinase activity. The record is from RefSeq and is a predicted model, not a curated record. Bases 952 to 2658 code for a protein of 568 amino acids. Gene Ontology annotation, biological process: regulation of axonogenesis; protein phosphorylation; regulation of MAPK cascade. Gene Ontology annotation, cellular component: cytoplasm. The transcript is spliced from 2 exons. NCBI's taxonomy places the organism in Eukaryota, Metazoa, Arthropoda, Insecta, Diptera, Muscidae.